This is a messenger RNA of Zymoseptoria tritici IPO323, 1587 nucleotides long. RefSeq names its product putative FRE ferric reductase-like transmembrane component. Gene Ontology annotation, cellular component: plasma membrane. Gene Ontology annotation, molecular function: ferric-chelate reductase activity. Gene Ontology annotation, biological process: copper ion import; intracellular iron ion homeostasis; iron ion transport. The record is from RefSeq and is a predicted model, not a curated record. The transcript is spliced from 2 exons. NCBI's taxonomy places the organism in Eukaryota, Fungi, Ascomycota, Dothideomycetes, Mycosphaerellales, Mycosphaerellaceae. The coding region runs from base 1 to 1587 and encodes 528 amino acids.
AUGGGAUCCGAUUCGUUGGGAGGGCAUUGUACUUUCAACGCCCUUUCAAGACUCGUGACUCUUCCGCUCAUCAUCCAUGCGGUUCUCUGCUUCGUCCUCUUGUUUCCUGCCUACGACACCGCUCCCGGACCCGGUGACUUCUAUUACGGCACCGUCAAGAUCGAGCGUGGCAAGUAUGUGGCCAACCGCAUUGGAACAUUUACCGCCGCACACGUCCCGAUUGUGUGGAUCUUUGCCGCGCGGAAUAAUCCUUUUCAGUGGUUCACGGGUUGGUCUUACGCUACAUUCAGUCAGUACCAUCGCUGGUUGGCGAGGACUAUGACUCUUUUGGCCGUCUCCCACGGCGUCAGCUAUUCCGUGGUCGACUGGUACAAGAACACAUAUUUGACCGUCUGGGAUGACCUGUACUGGCGGUGUGGUGUGCUGUCAGUCAUAACAAUCUGUACCUUGUUCGUAAUAGCGCUUCCGUGGGUUCGGUCUCGUUCGUACGAGGUUUUUCUGGUCUUCCACAUUGCUCUCGCGGCGGUGCUGCUGGCCGGCCUGUAUUACCAUUGGAACGAACUCACCGAACGACGUGCGUAUCAUGGCUUUCUCUGGCCCGCAGUGGCGAUGUGGUCGUUGGAUCGCUUUCUGCGCUUUUCCCGUCUGAUGUACCUCAACAUUCGACCAAUCCUCUCCAAUGGAGUCAUGGCAUUGGUCAGUCGAGACCAGGAAUCCGAGCUAGUCCGCGUGGACGUGACGGACUUCUUCUCGACACAGACGACUACUUCGACUCCGGGCCAAUACUACUUUGUCUAUGAAAUUGGGCCCUGGCAGGGCUAUCAAUCGCAUCCAUUCACGCUGUGUUCUUGGAUCUCCGAUGCGGACAGCUCUGCGCUUCGCAAGGAGGCGGACGAAACCAAAAGCCCGGGCUUUGAAGUCAUCGAUGAGGUUGCAAAGGACGCUUCUCAAACAGGCGCGAAAGCCCGAGAAGUCAGGCACACUUUCUUGAUCCGUCCACGACAAGGCUUUACACAACGGCUGCUGAGCCGCGCCUUCUCCGCCUCGAACAACGAGGACAAAGAACGCCAGAAGCUCACCCGUCGAGCGCGGUUCCUUCUUGAGGGACCAUACGGCCAAGUCCAAUACAACCCACGACACUCAAGUAUUCUCCUUCUGGUGGGCGGAUCAGGCAUAUCCGCCAUGAUCUCUCGACUCCACAUCCUCCUCGAAUCUUUUGACGAUGCUGAGAAGUCAAUCCAUCUCGUCUGGAGCGUCCGCAUGAAGGGAACUGCCGACGAUGUAUGCGCUCACGAACUGAGUAGUAUUGUUCGCCGACCGGGUUUUCGAUUGACGGUCCAUCUGACGACAGGUUCGGACAAUGAGAAGAUUGAUGAGACGUCAGCUCACGCACUGUAUGAGUUGAGGAAGGGGAGACCAGAUGUGAAAGCGAUCAUCGAGAACGAAAGAGCGAAAUGUAGCGAUGGACUGACGGUCUUGUGCUGUGGUCCGCAGUCGCUAGAACUCGACUGCAGGAAGACAGUGCAGAGCGUGCUUCACGAGGACGGAGCAGAUGUUUCGUUCUGCUCCGAGCAGUUCGGAUGGUAG